CGGAUUCUCCCGGACCGCACGAGAAUCUAGCGCUCGUUUGUUUUCCAAUGUUGUAGACAAACAAGAUGAUUACAGCAUGGGUCCUAUGGGUCCUAGCGCUGGCGCUGUCCGGCGCGGCCGCUGCCGAGCGCGGGGGGUCGCUCCGCGGCGCUCUAGAGGCUUUGCAACGGCGCCAGCGGGGGCGGGCGCCCCCCAUGGCUCCCGACUAUGAUCUGUACGAAGUUCUCCCUCCGAACGGUUACGUCCCAGAUACUGAUUACACUGUGGAUACCGAAGAUUUAGAAGAAGACCCGGAAACGAACUAUAUUCUCAAGCUUCUAGAAGAGAAUGACAGACCCAUCGAAGGUUAUGAGUACAAACUAGUUAAGAAAAAGAGCAACCACUUGGGCCCAGUGGAGAUUAAUAGGAAAGAGUCAGCUUUUCGCGAGAGGAGCCAUCAUUCCGACAACGAUAGACUACGGGAUCUGUUCACGGAUAGGAAUGAGGUUGAGAACCCUAAGGAGGUGCAGCAAGAUCGCGCUGAAAACGAUGCUGAAUACGCCUUACUGCUAGGCCAGUUGUGGUCAAAGUACAAAAACAAUAAACAACAUAACUCAGAAGGAGCUCCACAAGGAGUCGUUAAACUUUACAAAGAAAAGAUUGUCAAAAAACGAUACCCAGAUAAUUGGGGUCCUAUUGCAUUCAAGAAAAAGAGAAGUCCUGAAGCUGAAAACGAACGCUCCGCGAUGACAAAUUUUGAUGACUCUAAAGUCUUACCAGGACCUGUAGAUCUCAAUAAUUUCAACGUCUAUGAUCAGCCUGAUGAUGAUAAUGAUGACAUGCGUGAAGAAUACGCAAUCGCUUUUCAGCCUCUAGAUGAUGACAGUCUGUCGGAUUUAGCGGAUGACGACCAAUACAGGUACGAUGUCAUCGAGAAACGUUUUCCCGUGACCAAGCGGAGCAGUGGGCCGUACGACUGGGGUAAACCAAAGACAAAGAAACGCUUUGCCCAAGAUCAGGACAAGCGUGAAGUUUCUAAAAGAUUCAGAAGCAGUUCUGGCACUGAUCCAAAAAUUAUUAAAGAUUUAUCGAAAUUAUUUGGUGAUUCUGAACCAGAACUUAUUAAGAACCCUGUCAAGAGAAGCAGUGAUCAGCAAGGAAGCUCCUAUGAGACCAAACCGCCACAGCUCGCACACAACUUACCAACUCACAAUCAUACCAACGAACGAUCUAAUGUUUCUGCAUCACCCGAUGAUGCUAGUCAUGAACAUCAUCACAAUUUACAUCACCCUGGAAUAUCUGGCAAGGAAGUUGAGCAUGUGCACGAUCACGAUCAUAGUGACAAUGAUAAACCUAUUACCAUAAAAAAGAAAUCAAUUGACUGGUCCACAUACUUCGGGAUCGAUAAGCGCAAGAAGAAAUCUGUAUCCUUUAAUGAUUUCAAUGAAAAUAAGCUGAGGAAACAAUACUUUGACACAUUCAAUAAAGAAGUAAUGUAUCCUUUAAAUUCCUUUCGAAAGCACAGCAAUGUGAAAAGGAACUACGUACAGCGUCCUGAAAAUGAAGAAACAGAAAUACAAAUAGACAAUGAAAGAGCUAUCGCAGUACGCGACGGUGAUAAGAGAAACACCGCCCAAGAACAGGAAGCGAAAUUAGACAACAUCGAUAAGAAACUAAGAAAUAUGGAAGGGAUGAUAGUAGAUGAAGCACUACACUAUUCAAACGCUGGUGAAGAACUAGAUACCAAGGAAGAACAGGAGAUGAAGGAAAAACUGCUUUCUCGAUUGGCUGCGGCAUACAGCUUGGAGAAGAUGAGAAAGGCCCUGAGAGAAUUCAAGCAAAGCUUGCAAACGCAGAAGCCUGAUACUACUAUGGGACCCUCGCAUAUGCCAAUCGAAGAGGCAAAAGAAAAGCGUGUAGCCGUCAAGAAAGAGAAAGUAGACAUCAAUAAUAACGAGAUUCCUCUAUUCAACAAAGAAGAUGAUAAGGAGGAUGACUUUGAGGAAGAGCAAGGCGCCGGUCACUAUUUGAAUGGCAAGAUUGAGAAUCAGUUCUCUGAAGGCUACAUGGGUGGAAGUGGAAGGCAUCGCACACCGGUUGUCGCAACAGGUACUGCCACAGGCGCCUGCCCAGUUUUGGCCAAGAUCGUGCAGCGUUGCCGCGGAGUCGACCUUCUGGCCGGGGACCGUGGGCAGCUGUUCCUGCCUCUCUGCAGUCUGCACCAGAUAUGCUACCUAUGUGGCGAGGCACCACCGACCACCUGCGACCUGGUAUUCCUCUCAGAAGCCGACACGACUUGUGAAGGUGACACAGGCUGCCAGCGCGCCGCGCGUUCCGCACUCAUGGCGCUCCGUGAGCUGCACGACAGCCUGGCAGACGAGCUCGACGGGGAAUGCGAGGCCAGCCCCUGUCUCCCGGCCACUCUCAAACUCAACAUCGGAUGGCAACGCGCCUUGCAGCGAUAAAUUAUAAUAAACUCUUGAAAAUAUGAGAAUAGAAUGAGCAUACCGUUUCCACGAAAAUGUUUAACUAGUCGUAUUUUUUCUAAUCACAUUUAUUUCACUAGUAGUUAAUAUUCGUUAUUCGUACGGCUCUAACCAGCCAUAGAGCCGUAUGGACGUAGGGUAAGAGAUCUAGUUAUGAUAUGCGAAGAUCCUCCUGACGACCGGCAUCCUACACGUGGGACAUGGGCCUCAAGCAACAUUUAACUCUUUGUCGACUUAACAGAAUUAAAUUUAAAUUGGCAAAUUUUGAAAAUAGGUCGUCAUGAGGAUAUAGGAGUUACUUGCGCGGUGCGAGCGAGUAUCGGAUACGCUUUCGUUGUUACGUGUGAUUUAAAUAUAUAUUAUUAUGUAUAUGUAUAUAUUGUAUCUCUAUUUGUAUGUUGUUUUUAAAACGUAACUAUUUUAGAUGGGAGUUUUAAACUCGAGAGUAAGAAGAUACUUGUUUUUUUGGGUAUGCUUACAUCGUUACGUUUUAAAUGUACCAUACCUACUUAUUCGACGUGCAUAUUUGUUUGCUAGAUAUAUUUUUGCGAAUAUAUAUCUGAUAUAAUUCUAUUUAUUAGGUAUUGUAGGAGUAAAGGGGCAGGACUAGAUAUAAAAUUAUUGAGAAUCGUCGAGUAUUCAGACGACGUUAAUGUAUUAACACACUAUUUGUGUUUUGGGUAUUAAGGUGUGUCGACGUGUUUGUAUUUAUUAAUUAUUAUAAACGUAUCUUCAUAUUUUUAAUAUUAUUAAGACGGAAAAUUAUAUUCAUUAUAUAUUAAAUAUAAUAUUUCAAAUGGCGUAUUUUUAAGAAGUAUGACAUUUAUCGUGAAUUUUGUCUUUAUUUUCGCGUUAAUUCUAUUAAAUAUUUUCUAUGAUACUUAUUUAUUGAAUGUAGCAAGAUAUUUAGUGUAACUAACUAAAUUCCAGUCAAAAGUAAUUUAAUGCUUCGCUGUGACAGAAAAGGACAAAGCUAUUCUAUAAGAUUUCACAGUGAUGCGUCAUAUUUAAAUUCUAGAAAACGCUUGAGUAGGUGAUAUGUAAGCACUAGAAAGUCUUGAAGAUUAUCAAAGUAUGCAACCGGAAAAAAUGUUUUUUAAAGUUUUCCUUUGCAAUGUCGCUGUCAUUCUAGAGUUGCCAUAUUACCUAGGGUCUCCCCAGAUAUAUCGACACGUAUUGGGCAAAAGCCGAUAGGAAAAAGCUUUAUGUCCGCGCAACAAAAGCGAACGACUUUUUCACUCUUAUUCCGCAGACAUAAAGCUUUUUCCUAACGAUUUUUUCCGAUUACGUCGACAUAUUUGGGGUAACCCUUACUUAAAAAAAAUUGUAAACAACAACGCGCUUGCCAAGAAUCAUAACCCUGUAUCGAAAAUUCAAACCAAAUCCUGCCUGACGGUCUUUGUGAAUUGCCGUAGAAACCACCUUUAGACUUUACUGGACAAUAAACCUUUGGCUUAUACACGGCUAUUCCGAGUUUUGUAAUCUUUAGGUAAAGGCACACGUUUCAAAAGUCUUCCGGUCAAAAUUGGCAUCAAAUUGUGCACUACAUUACGCCUCUAUUCGACAUGCUCAAUAUCUAAACAUAUAAGAACAUUUGGGGUUGAUAUUUGAUGAUACCGGGAUCUUAAAACAUCAUAGACAUGUUACUGUAAAGUGUAUUUCUGUGUAAUAUUGAUGUAGGGUGUAAUAAAUAAUAAUUACGGGAGUUUUAUACUCGUGAAUGCGAAGAUAAGAUACUCGUUUUUGGACAUUUUUCUUGAUUUAAUUUUGGACCUUUUUUAUUACUAAGUAGAUACUGGAAAAAAUAGAGAUAAAUAUCAAUGUGUAUUCGUUCUUUUUAAAACGUAACGAAUUUGAUGGGAGUUCUAAACUCGUUAUGGGUCGUCCAUUAAUUACGUCACACAAAUUUGAAAAAAAAAACCAGCCAAGUGCUAGUCGGACUCGCGCACGAACGGUUUCGUACCAUUACGCAUAAAACGACAAAUAAAAUCACGUUUGUUGUUAUAGCAGUAUAGGUAACAGAAAUACACCAUCUGUGAAAAUUUCAACUGUCUAGCUAUCACGGUUCUCGAGUUACAGCCUGGUGACAGACAGACGAACUACGGACGGGCAGACGGACAGCGGAGUCUUAGUGAUAGGGUCCCGUUUUUACCCUUUGGAUACGGAAGCCUAAUAACGAUGAUCGUUCAAAAAUAUUGUUAUUUAACAUCGAAUAAAAUAAUUUUAAUAAUACAUUUUCGGUUACUCGUGAAGUUAAAGUGACGUCACAAAGUUUGUAACUUCCUCCUCCCCCUUGUCACAGUAUGACCCCUCCCCUCCCCCUAAAAGUGUGAUGUUAUUAAAGGAAGGCCCCUUAAUGCGGAGAUACUUGUUUACUUGGAUAUGUUUAUACCGUUACGUUUUAAUAAGAAAGAAUAUCGUUAUUAUUUACUGUAGUUGACACAAAUAAUUUCUUAAACUAGUUUUUACACAAAAAAACACAAACUGCUCCAUUCUAACUUUAAGAUACGUCAAUUACGUAAUAGAUCUAGAAACGAUAUAGAUUAGAAGCGUCAGUGUCAAAUUUUUGUUUGAAGAAACGUCACAUUUGACAUUGACAUAUCUAAUCCAUAUCGUUUCUAGAUAUAUUAAUUGACGUAUCUUAAAGUUCCAAUCGGGCCGAAAAUUUUUAAGGUUUUGUGCAUGUCUAAUAGAGGCAAAACGCCGUUGACUUUUCUUUGUAACUUGCAUGUUUUAAGUAGAGUUUACAAGUUUAGUGGGGGAUCACGGGAGGUAGAUAGAAUUAAUCAAUGUAAUUUAUCAUGUAGUUGACGGUGGUUACCGGUCAUUUUAAACAACUUGAAUGUUAUCACCUUUAUUCGUAAAAUGUUCAAGUAUUAAACACGUGAAUAAAUGGUUUUCAAUAAAGAA
Cydia fagiglandana is the source of this 5375-nucleotide messenger RNA. RefSeq lists its product as uncharacterized. NCBI's taxonomy places the organism in Eukaryota, Metazoa, Arthropoda, Insecta, Lepidoptera, Tortricidae. The record is from RefSeq and is a predicted model, not a curated record. The coding region runs from base 66 to 2444 and encodes 792 amino acids. The transcript has 5 exons.